GGCCGCUCGCCUCCUCGGAGCCGCAGCUCGCCACCGGCCCCCCUGCGGCCAGCCCCCCUGUGCGGCCAGCCCCCCUGCGGCCAGGCCACCAUGCCCUCGGACCGGCCCUUCAAGCAGCGCCGCCCCUUCGCUGAGCGCUGUAAGGAAGUGCAGCAGAUCCGGGAGCAGCACCCCAGCAAGAUCCCGGUGAUCAUUGAGCGCUACAAGGGCGAGAAGCAGCUGCCAGUGCUAGACAAGACCAAGUUCCUGGUCCCCGACCACGUCAACAUGAGCGAGCUGGUGAAAAUCAUCCGCCGCCGGCUCCAGCUGAACCCCACCCAGGCCUUUUUCCUGCUGGUCAACCAGCACAGCAUGGUGAGCGUCUCCACCUCCAUCUCCGAGAUCUACGAGCAGGAGAAGGACGAAGACGGCUUUCUCUACAUGGUCUACGCUAGCCAAGAGACCUUCGGCUACUGAACAGGGAGCCUGGGGCCCCCGUCCUUCCCCCCCCACCAUCUCAGCCUUGGGGGGGGCUGCCACGUGUCCCCUCUCCUCCUCACGUCACCCUCCCCCCGGACCACGAGACCGCCCCGCGCCGCCUCCGGGGCGCCGGCUCUGCCCGCCCGCCGCCACCGCCCCUCCCCUGGAUCCGGCCCGAUGCCAAACCGUCUGUGGUGGGGGCGAGCGGACCCCAGAACGUACCUGCCUGUUCGCGGGGUGUUUCCGUCCAUUUCGGGCACUCCGACUCUUGGUGCUAGGAGGUAGAUGGGGGAGUCUGUGCCCCCGGCCCUCUGGGAGAGGGGUGGGGGGAGGAGAGGGCUGGCAUUUUGCGUCCCCAGCUCUGCCCCUUGGUUUCAGGCAGCUGAGCGGGGCAGGGCCUGCCUCUAUUGUCCGCAGGUGGGGAGCUGCCUCGGGUGGCAUGGGCCUGCUUCUCCACGCCCCCUCGCCCACACCUUCCCCCUGAACCCACCCGCGACGUGUACAUGAACCCUCGAUAAAGCUAUGACAACGAUCCGCGUUAAAGAGAGAUUCCCAUUGCGGCUUAGGGCCAACAAAA
Molecule: messenger RNA, 1036 nt
Organism: Tachyglossus aculeatus (Australian echidna)
Lineage: Eukaryota; Metazoa; Chordata; Mammalia; Monotremata; Tachyglossidae
Gene: MAP1LC3A
Product: microtubule associated protein 1 light chain 3 alpha
Exons: 4
Coding region: 91-456 (121 amino acids)
Biological process (GO): macroautophagy; cellular response to nitrogen starvation; autophagosome assembly
Cellular component (GO): cytosol; autophagosome membrane; autophagosome
Molecular function (GO): ubiquitin protein ligase binding
Source: RefSeq, a predicted model, not a curated record